Brassica napus (rape) is the source of this 1771-nucleotide messenger RNA. RefSeq names its product non-specific phospholipase C2. Gene Ontology annotation, biological process: phospholipid catabolic process. The transcript is spliced from 3 exons. Gene Ontology annotation, molecular function: hydrolase activity, acting on ester bonds. Bases 19 to 1662 code for a protein of 547 amino acids. Lineage: Eukaryota; Viridiplantae; Streptophyta; Magnoliopsida; Brassicales; Brassicaceae. The record is from RefSeq and is a predicted model, not a curated record.
GUUAUAUAUAUAGAGUAUAUGCUUGGAGAGAAGAAGCCUAAGACAAAAGUUAUCCCCACCAUUGAUUAUCUCUCUAUCAUCAAAGUCUCUCGUCUCAAGAAAAUGUCAGUCCAAAAAUGCAUUUCACCACUUACAACGAUUCUCCUACUAGCAACAACGAUUCUAUACAACAACCAAGUUCAUGCAACAAGUCCAAUCAAAACCAUCGUAGUUUUGGUAAUGGAAAAUCGAUCAUUCGAUCACAUGCUUGGUUGGAUGAAAAAACUAAACCCAGAAAUCAACGGCGUAGAUGGUUCGGAAUCGAACCCGGUCUCAGCAUCGGACCCUUCUUCAAAGAAAAUUCAGUUCGGAUUAGGUUCACAUUACGUUGAUCCGGAUCCGGGUCAUUCGUUUCAGGCGAUAAGGGAACAGAUAUUCGGGUCGAAUGAUACAUCCAAAGAUCCUCCACCGAUGAACGGGUUUGUUCAACAAGCAUAUUCGGAGGACCCCACUGGUAAUAUGUCUGCAAGUGUUAUGAAUGGAUUCGAACCCGAUAAGGUUCCUGUCUACAAGACACUCGUCUCUGAGUUCGCUGUCUUUGAUAGAUGGUUUGCAUCGGUUCCAUCAUCGACGCAACCAAACCGGAUGUUCGUGCACUCAGGCACGUCGGGAGGAGCCACAAGCAACGACCCAAAGUCACUUGCAUUAGGUUAUCCUCAAAGAACCAUUUUCGAAAAUCUUGAUGAAGCCGAUAUCUCUUUCGGAAUAUACUUCCAGAAUAUUCCGGCGGUAUUGUUUUAUCGAAACCUAAGGAAACUUAAAUACAUUCCUAAGUUCCAUAGCUAUGCCUUAUCCUUCAAGGAUCAUGCAAAGAAAGGAAAGCUCCCUGGUUAUGCUGUGAUUGAGCAACGUUACAUGGAUACAAAAUUUGAGCCAGCUAAUGAUGAUCAUCCAUCUCAUGACGUCUACCAAGGACAGAAGUUUAUAAAGGAAGUGUACGAGACACUAAGAGCGAGCCCACAAUGGAACGAAACCUUACUCUUAAUCACUUACGACGAGCACGGUGGAUAUUUCGACCACGUUCCAACACCGGUUCGCAAUGUGCCUAGCCCGGACGGUAUAGUCGGACCAGAACCAUUCCUAUUCGAAUUCAACCGCUUAGGUAUUCGUGUACCAACAAUAGCUGUGUCUCCAUGGAUCGAGAAAGGAACGGUCGUACAUGGACCAAACGGGUCACCAUUCCCAUCAUCUGAAUAUGAGCAUUCUUCGAUUCCGGCGACUGUAAAGAAACUAUUCAAUCUAUCGACGCCUUUCCUCACAAAAAGAGAUGAAUGGGCAGGGACGUUUGAGAACAUUUUGCAAAUCCGGAAAGAGCCUAGAACUGAUUGUCCCGAGACGUUACCCGAACCGGUUAAGAUAAGAAUGACGGAGGCGAAUGAGAAUGCUAAAUUGAGUGAGUUUCAGCAAGAGCUUGUACAACUAGCUGCGGUUCUAAAAGGAGAUGAUGUACUUACAACAUAUCCUAAAGAAAUAGGAAAAGGAAUGACUGUGAUUCAAGGGAAGAUGUAUAUGGAAGAUGCUGUGAAACGAUUCCUAGAGGCUGGUCGUUUAGCUUUAGACAUGGGAGCGAAUAAAGAAGAGCUUGUUCAUAUGAAACCUUCCCUUACUGGAAGAAGACAUUAAUCUCGUUCUCCCCUUAAAUUUCAAUCAUAUCUCACCUUUUCCAUUGUUACUUAUAUAAGUCAGACCCCUGGUAUUUUACUAAUAAAAUGUGUUUUAAUUGACACUAGAA